Molecule: messenger RNA, 543 nt
Organism: Rangifer tarandus platyrhynchus (Svalbard reindeer)
Lineage: Eukaryota; Metazoa; Chordata; Mammalia; Artiodactyla; Cervidae
Source: the annotation of a GenBank genome assembly
AUGGAAUCCUCUGCCAGCUGCAGGGGUGCUCCUGUUUGCCGCCACCCCUCCUCCCCAGCUUCCUUCCAGCGCAGCUCCACCAUCCGAGUCAGGACGUGCCUCCUCCCUCCCUUCCGUGGGGUCACGGUGGGCUCACAACCUCCCUCUCUCCUCGGGGGGCCCGAGGUCCGAGAGUCACGGGGUCCCCGCCAACGGGACGUGGGUGAUACGUUCUGGACGGGCCCCCCCGGGGAGCAGGACACGUGUUCCCGAGCUUCUGCACCUUCUGGAACCACCGAGGACCCGGAGGCGGUAGGCGAGUGCUGGGAUGGCAGAGCCGCCUUGUCAGUUCCGUCUCACCUGCUUCUGGAGCGAAGCCGAGCCCAGGCCAGCCCCCCGCCUCAGAGGAGUGUGUGCCAAGCCUCUCAGCCUCCCCGCCUCGUCUCUGUUACCGGCCACGGCGCUGGCUGUGAACUCAGGGAGGCCGCGGCUUGCCUCGUGCUGACCGCGCCUCAACUCGAAUGCCCGUCUCUCCUCGCUUGCUCUUGCCCUGGGCUUCUCUGA